This is a messenger RNA of Penicillium concentricum, 1977 nucleotides long. RefSeq lists its product as uncharacterized. The record is from RefSeq and is a predicted model, not a curated record. The coding region runs from base 1 to 1977 and encodes 658 amino acids. Gene Ontology annotation, molecular function: transmembrane transporter activity. Gene Ontology annotation, biological process: transmembrane transport. NCBI's taxonomy places the organism in Eukaryota, Fungi, Ascomycota, Eurotiomycetes, Eurotiales, Aspergillaceae. The transcript is spliced from 4 exons.
AUGAAGAACCCAGUGAAACAAAUGCGCUUCCCAGAGCUCGAGAGCUUCCUCGACUACGUGAAAGAUAUCGCAGAGACCUCUGGCAGAUGGGUCAACUGGCAAAUAAUCCGUGGCAAGCGCCAUGUAUGGUGGGAGACUGACCGGGACGUGCUAUCUCGAUGGGCGCAAUCUAUCAUCGAAACAGAAGAGCGCCUGCGCGAAAUCACUCAACACGAGAGCUUCGUCAAGGACUGUAUCCAGAAAAUCAAUGCGCGGUCCGACGAAGCAGCCAAAACUAUUCUGACAGAUUGGAUCGAGGACAUGAUAUCGCUGGACCACGAAUACUCCCGUCUCGAGCGGAUAUACGACACCAUGGUAGCGGGUUGUCCUGUCAGCCCUAUCAAGAGUGGAUAUCUGUGGAUUCGAAAGCAGCCGCAGUGGCAUCUUAGAAUUCACCAAACCAGAGACCAAUUAGUCCUCUUCCCCACCCCAUCAUCCGACCCCAACGAUCCCCUCAAUUGGUCAACAUCUCGCAAAAUUCUUAAUUUCACUCUCGUCAGCUUCUUCGUGCUAUGGACCUUUGUACAACUCGACAUCGGCUUCACAGCAUGGGGCCCAAUGCAAGAACAGCUCAACUUCACACUCGAUAUAGUAAACGCUGGAGCAGCCAUCAACUAUGCCGGUCUAGCCGUGGGCUGCAUUUUCUUCAUGCCCCUAGUCCACAAGUACGGCCGACGCCCAAUCUACAUAUUCAGUGUCGCCCUGCAGUUUGCAUCAUGUAUCUGGCAAGCCCAGACAUACACCGCCGGCGAUCUACUGGGCAGCAACUUGAUCUCCGGCAUCGGCGGCGCAAUCAGCGAGAUCAUCGUGCAGGUUACAAUCGCUGAUAUGUUCUUCGUGCACCAGCAUGCCACAAUGAAUGGAUGGUAUGUCAUCGUUCAGUCAGCAGGGGCUUUCCUUGGUCCCGUGGCAUCGGGAUACAUUGUCGUCGCACAAGGGUGGAGGUGGAUGUGGUGGUGGUGUGUCAUUUUCUUCGGCGUCACACUACUCUGUGUGGUAUUCCUUUUCGAGGAAUCGAAAUAUAUCCCUGUUCUGGAUGGUCGUGACGUUGUCGAGGAUGCACAAGUGACUGGGAAACCAUCUGAACCAGCCAAGGACGGGGACGUAUUGGAUUCCAAGGGCGCCAGUGAGACAAUCACUAGUCGCGUACCUACCAACCCGAACAUUCAGCUGAAGACGUAUUUCCAGCGGAUGGCUUUGGUGACUGUCACUGACGAAUCGCUGUGGCCGCAUUUUUAUCAACCAAUUGUGGCGCUCUUUACCUUCCCGGCUGUCGCGUAUGCGGCUAUCACAUACGGGUCUACACUGAGCUGGUUCGCGAUCAUGACUUCGCUACAGGCUUCUUACAUGAUUCUACCGCCUUAUAACUUCGAUGCUGUUGGGGUUGGGCUCAUGAAUGUGGCUCCAUUUGUUGGUGCUGUUCUCGGUUUCCCCUUUGGUGGACACUUGAGCGAUAAAUCCAUUUUGUGGUUAUCCAAGCGCAAUGGCGGUAUCUACGAGCCGGAGAUGCGUCUUUGGCUUGCUCUACCUAUUGCCAUUGUUAGCCCUGUGGGAAUUCUAAUGUUCGGUUUGGGUAUUGCCUAUGGAGCGCACUGGGCCCUUCUUGCCGUGGGAUUCGGAUUCUUUGGAUUUUCACUUGCUGCCAUUAGCGGUAUCACGCUUUCGUACCUCAUGGAUUGCUAUCAAGACAUUAUCGGUGACGCAUUGGUCGGAGUGAUCUUUAUGCGAAACAUUUUCUCGGUGAUUGUACUUUUUGUGUUAACGCCCUGGGUUGAAGCGAUGGGCAUGCGAGACUUGCAUAUUCUGGUUGCUGUUAUCGCGUUUUUGAUCCUAUUGAUCCCUGUCCCCCUUCUCAUCUGGGGUAAGAAAGCCAGAAUUGCUACGGCGCCGAGCUAUAGGAGAAUGGCGGCAAAGCAGCUUAGCCAUCGGACAAUCUAG